Molecule: messenger RNA, 1407 nt
Organism: Candida albicans SC5314
Lineage: Eukaryota; Fungi; Ascomycota; Pichiomycetes; Serinales; Debaryomycetaceae
Gene: ZRT1
Product: Zrt1p
Exons: 1
Coding region: 1-1407 (468 amino acids)
Biological process (GO): zinc ion transmembrane transport
Cellular component (GO): plasma membrane
Molecular function (GO): zinc ion transmembrane transporter activity
Source: RefSeq, a predicted model, not a curated record
AUGAAGUUUACCCAUUUAUUUUUCAUCGGUUUAUUGACUAAGGUUUAUACAGAAACUGUGACAGUUUUAUCAACCAGAAGCUACAGAUUAGCAACCACGGAGCUGACCCCUACUGAUGGUACUGUUUACUUAACGUUAACGAGACAACAAAGUCUGUCAACUUCCUUGAAUGCUUCUACAAUUACCACACCACCACUGAACCUGUCUGCUAGUGUUCAAACAACAGCUGUUACUGACUGUCACUUUCAUAAUUCGGUCCAAUAUUGUGUUGAUGGUUACGGAAAUGAAGGUUCAAUCUUGCCAGUUCCAACCAAUACAAACAACCUUCCUACAAGCUAUGAUGGAUGCCAUUCCCACGAUGGUGAUACUUUCUGUAUGGAUGGAGAUAAAGAAGUUCAGUUUGUGAAAUUAGAAGAUGAAGAUGAUGAAGAGUCGAGCUCAUCUUCAGGAAAAAAGUGUCAUUUCCAUGCUGGUGUUGAGCAUUGUGUCGAUGACAAUAACCAUGACGCUGUGACUUGUGAAAGAGUGAAAAGAGAUUACGAUAUUCCUUUGAGAAUUGGGUUGCUUUUUGUUAUUCUUGUUACUUCUGGUAUCGGGUCUUUUGGUCCAAUUGUUUUGAAACAAUUUGUCAACUUAUCACAGGAAAACUAUAUUAUUGUUAUCAUCAAACAGUUUGGUACUGGUAUAAUCAUAUCAACGGCAUUUGUCCAUUUAAUGACUCAUGCGCAAUUAAUGUGGAGCAAUUCUUGUUUGAAAAUCAAAUAUGAAGGUACUGGUGCUUCAAUAACCAUGGCUGGGAUUUUUAUUGCUUUUAUAAUUGAGUACAUUGCUCUUAGAAUAGUCAAUGCCCGUGAUACUGGAAAGGUUGAUAAAAAGGAAAUUGAGGAAACAUCUAGUAAUGAGCAAUCAUUACAUGGAAUCUCUGUUAACGACAAGAUUUCAGUAAUGAUUUUAGAAGCAGGUAUUAUUUUCCACUCCAUUCUUAUUGGUAUUACUUUAGUUGUCACAGAUGAUGUUUACUUUAUUACCUUGUUUAUUGUUAUUGUUUUCCAUCAGUUUUUCGAAGGUUUGGCUUUGUCUUCGAGAAUUAUAUCUAUUACCAAUGCAAGUUUGUCAACUAAAUUAGUGAUGGCACUCAUGUUUGCAUUGAUCACCCCUAUUGGAAUGGCAAUUGGUAUCGGUGUUUUGAACAAAUUCAACGGUAAUGACCCCUCUACUUUAAUUGCAUUGGGAACUUUAGAUUCUUUUUCAGCAGGUGUGCUCCUUUGGACUGGUUUAAUUGAAAUGUGGAGUCACGAUUGGUUACACGGCCACUUGAGAAACAGUUCUUUUGUAAAAACUACAGUUGCCUUAGUAAGUUUGAUUUUGGGAAUGUUGCUCAUGAGCUUAUUGGGUAAUUGGGCGUAA